Mya arenaria is the source of this 3227-nucleotide messenger RNA. RefSeq names its product poly [ADP-ribose] polymerase tankyrase-1-like. Gene Ontology annotation, cellular component: cytoplasm. Lineage: Eukaryota; Metazoa; Mollusca; Bivalvia; Myida; Myidae. The record is from RefSeq and is a predicted model, not a curated record. Bases 175 to 1323 code for a protein of 382 amino acids. Gene Ontology annotation, molecular function: protein binding. The transcript is spliced from 4 exons.
UAUUACGAUACUGUAGAUAUUAUCGUAACGAUCUGUUGCAAACUAAUAUUAUAUAGAUAUCGUGGUUUAGAAAGGUUUAGUUCAAUGUUUCCAGUGCAAUGUUAGACGCUGAGGAAUGUAUAGAUUGUCAAUUGCUGAGACUUCACAUUACAAUGUUGUGAUAUUCUUGACAUAAUGAGAAAGGGGAGGAACAGUAGUAUCGAGGAAUUCUACAUAUCCAUUGCCAAUGGAAAUGAAGAAGGCCUCAAGUCAUACUUGCAGAAUGGUGGGAAUCCAAACCUUAGAGACAGCUUGAAAUGCCCUCUCCUUCACAAGGCCAUAGCAGAAAAGAACUUGGAAAAGGUCAACUUACUGAUAAGCCAUGGGUGUGACCUAACAGUUAUAGAUGAGGCGCAGGCAUCUGCAGUACAUGCUGCUGUGCACGCCGGAAGUUACACUCUCCUGGAAACUCUUCUGAGGUCGGGUGCUCCAGUGAACUACGUGGAUGGUCAUCACACGACACCGCUUAUGUUAGCAGUCAUCAACCAGGAUGUUAAAGCUGUGAAUGUUUUGUUGAAGGAAGAAUUUGACUGUGAUGCUAAUAUGGAGAACUACUUCUUUCAGACAGCACUGACUCAGGCAGUUUUAUUACAGAAUGUGGAAAUCUGUGAGAUUCUGCUAAAACAUGGAGCUUCUGUGAAGUGUUUGUAUAACAAAAGUUUUAGACUUAGUGUUGCCAAAAUGAUGAGCUCCAACCUUGAGCUCUUGGAUCUAUUCCUAGCCAGGGCCCCAUCAUUGGAUCUUCACUUUCACUUAAUGGUUGCUUGUAUUUACAAGAACUAUGAGGUAGCUGAGAUUAUCUUGUCCAAGUUUGUUGAUCCUUUCCAACUUAAGGCUCUCGGCUUUAUAACGAAGCAAGAGGAACAGGAAACGUGGGACAGACUCGCUAAAGUCGUAGUGAAACCGUAUAGACUCGCAACAUGCUGCAACGUAGACAAUAAGCUUUUAAUGAUGCUGCUCAGUUUUUGUGGUACUGAACACAACCGAACUCAAAGGACUAACCAUUCCCGAAGGGCGACACUUUUGAUCCGAAGACUCGUGCAUUACGGGCUUGUGAUACAUCCAAUGACCAGUCUAGUCACUUGUAAUCAUGACUGCAGUUGUCGACUCAGUAUAUUUAAAGCUCUACAUGACUCUGACAUGGUGACGUCAUUAAAGGGACAGUGUUGCUCAGUGAUAAGACAGAAUUUGAUAGGAACAAGAAGUAACUGUGAUAUUUCAUCUGUUGAAAAAUUGCCUUUACCAAAGCAGUUACAAAAUUUCAUUUCUAUGAAUGACUGGUAAAAAAGCAAUGGAAUUUAUGAAAUUACUGUCUUUUACUGGGUGUUUUUAUUUAACAAGUAUGCUUUCUAUAUUUCAGGCUUAAUAAGCUAAAAUAAAUAUGUAUUCAAUUACACAUUCAUAAGCUAUUAGUACUUUAUCAUUUUCAAGGUUGGCACCGUUGCUAUUCAAUACAUGCACUUAUAAUGAUUUAUAUUCUAAAUGACGUGACCAUCAUGUAAUAACGUUAUUAUAUAUAUAUGUAUUUUUGAUUGAUUAUACCUCACUUAUAUUCUCUAUGUUAAAUUCCCUAUACCAGAGCGGUCAUUUCAAUAUUUUUUGAAACUGGCUGGUAAUGUUGACUGGCAAAAUAAUAUUACAUGCGCAGGAAAUAAACGAGUUUGCUUUAGAUUUUUUUAAAUGGCCACCUAAAUAGUUAGAGCAGAUGCCCGCACAAUAAAUAUAAUUGCACAAUAUAACCAUUCAAAUCAUCGACUUGAGAAAUUAAAAAAUAUAUAAAUAAUAAUAAUUAUUUGUCAGGGGAGAUCACUGCGUAAGGGAUUGGGUUACAGAUGACCUGAAAUUAUAUUUUAUUUCUGCUAGUUUUGGAAAUUAAAAAUGAUUAUUGUUAUAUAAAAUUUGUUAAUUUUAUUCGAUAUAAUAAAAUAAUUAUCACAUUCCUGUGAGGGCACUAUUGAAAAUUGUCAACGUUUGCUAAAAUCAUUAUAAUUCUCAAGUUGACAAUUUUUAAUUUUUAUAUUUAUGGAAUAUAAUGAGUGCAAUAAGUAUGCAAAUAAGUGUGAUGUUACGUCAUUAAGAAAUUGCGUUAAAAAUGGCAGCGCUGUGUGGCGACAUUCUAUGAUGUUAUGUGUAUUUAGCACUGUAAAUUGGCACAUAAUGAUAAGUAUUUAUGAUAAAGAUAGAAUAUCAUAUUUAUGGUCAUCCAAUACGAAAUUUAGUUGACUCAUUUCCUAAAAUUGCAACAAAAAAACCCAUCUCACCAAGGCUUGUUUUUUUAUCAAUUGAGGAAACAAUAAAUUCCUUAUUAAAUGACCACUCAUGUGAGAUUAUUUAUAUAUCCUAUAAUUAGUUUAUUAGAUCAAAUCUAGUGCCUUUUUGACGUAUAUGAACAUUUUCAUUUAUUGGUGAAUAUUGCCCCAAAAAAUAAAUCCAAAAAGCAAUCAAACAAUUGCAAUGACCGCAGAUAUUGAUAAUUGAUAUGAUGGUAGAUUGUACGGUUUUCACCCAAUAUAGUAGUUUCUCUCUCACAUAAAUUGUAGAGGAACAUGGAAAGGUCUGUCCCACAUAGCAUUCAUGCUCUCCCUGCACCGGUCAAGAUUAGUGGUCAGCGUAUAGCACAAUCGGGAUUUCAUAGGAAUAGAUGUGUCUCAGCUGUAACAUGUCACAACCUACAAAUGGGUUUCAAUCAAACUUCAUGGAAUGUUUGUCAAGAUAAUAUAUUAUUGUAAAAAUGAAAAGGUCGUUCUACCUAAUGGCCAAAUGCCACUUUUGGCUCUUAUCUACAGCAAACUAUUAAAAUUACCUACAUCUUUGUAUAAUGGCUAUCACUCUGACAAGAUCAAUUCAGAGGUAUUUGUGACAUUUUUGUGAUAGUUUUGUUUUGGAAGAAAUAAGGUAGAUGUUUUCACAUUUUUCAUGUGUCACGGUGUUGUCAGCUCAGCAGUGACCGUUUUGGGCAAAAACUUGAAACUUGGCCUUGCUUAAGUAUGUUUGAAGUAUUCACAUGAAACUUAGUACACAUACACACGUGUGUAACAAGGCCCUAACCUCUAGCUUAAAUAAUAAUCAGGUUGUGUUCCUUUAUUGACCGAAAAAAGCAUACGUGCACUGAUAUUCAACUUCAGAAAAUACUCCUAGGGCCUGUUCUACAAAAUUAUAAGAAGAAUAAAUAAUUUCCGAUUAUGUGA